Messenger RNA from Dictyostelium purpureum, 2781 nucleotides. RefSeq lists its product as uncharacterized. The annotation marks the transcript as partial. The record is from RefSeq and is a predicted model, not a curated record. Lineage: Eukaryota; Evosea; Eumycetozoa; Dictyosteliales; Dictyosteliaceae. The transcript is spliced from 2 exons. Gene Ontology annotation, biological process: post-transcriptional regulation of gene expression. Gene Ontology annotation, molecular function: mRNA binding; metal ion binding. Gene Ontology annotation, cellular component: cytoplasm.
GACAGAUCUACAUCAGCACCACCAUCACUUAGUAGAUUAAAUAGUAAUUCAUUAUUUUCAUUUAGAGCGAAUGAUUUAUUUACUGAUAUUAGAGCGGAUGAACAGUAUUAUGAAUUUUAUAUUAAUCAUGUCAACCAAGAUAAAUUACCACCACCAUUAGAAAUUCAACAAUCCUUUUAUAAUAUUCCAGAAGGUGAUUUUGAUUCUUAUUCACAAACUUCAAGAAAUCAAUUCUUUCAAGAGUAUUUUAAACAAGGUCCACAAUUUAAUUAUCCACCACAACAUCAACAAUAUUUCCAAAAACUACCACCACAACAUCAAGCACCACCACAACAAUAUUAUCAACAACCAUCGCCACAACAACCACCAUAUUUACAACGUCAACCAUCAUUUGGUAGUACUACUCCAAUCGGUUACCCAUCUAUGACCCCACAACAACAACAACUUGCUCAACAACAACAACAACUACAGCAACAAAUUCAACAACAACUACGACAAUUGCAGCAAUUACAACAACAACAACAACGCCAACAACAAUUACUACAACAACAACGUUAUAUUCAACAACAAAAUCAACAAUCCCAACAGCCACCACAAACCCAGCAACAACAACAACAACACCAACAACAACAACUACAAAAUGAUUUAUGGAAUGUUCAAAGAGGAUUGUCACAACUUCAAAUGAAUGAUUCAAACAAUAUGAAUGGUACAACUGGUAAAGAUGACUAUAUUGUUAAAUCCUCAUUCGAUGUUGCAUUCUCCACAGUCAAUCAAUUAAUGUUUGAGUCUGAACCAUCAAAGCGAAAUGGUGGUAGUGGUACUGGCGGUGGUUUACCAAGAUCAGCUUCAAAUUCAUCAUUAAACCAAAUCUUUGAACCACAAGCCCCAAGAGUUGGUGGUAAUAGUGGUAACAGCGGUACUCCAGGUAAGCCACCAAUAAUGACAAAUUCAAAUAGUGUAGCUGGUGGUUCAACAAAUAUCGUUAGACCAAUUGCAAAGGUUAAUAUUGGUAAUAAUUUAUUGCAUUCAGAUUUAAGUCAAUUUGGUGUCAAUGGUAAUAAUGGCAAUAUGCUAAAUCAAAGUGGUAGCAACAUUUUAUCACCAACCCCAGUUAAUCCAAAUAGAACACCAACCCCACCAACAUCAUUACAAGCUGUUCAAUCAUCACAAUCAUCAACUUCACCUUCUGCCUUACAAAGUUGUAGAUAUUUUACCCAGGGUUAUUGUAGCAAAGGUGUUAAAUGUUCAUUUAUUCAUGAUCAAACAGAAUCUUCAUCAUCUGCUUCGACUCCAUCAUUAGAUAAGCUUGAAGCUGUAGCAUCAGUUGUAAAUAAUAGUAAUAGUAAUAGUAAUAAUAAUAAUAAUAAUAAUAAUAUUGGUGAAAAGCAAAAUAUUGGUAGCAGUGUAUCACCAAUUACAAAUACAGCAAAUAAUAGUAAUAGCGUAAAUAUCAAUAGUGUUAAUAAUAGUAAUAAUAAUAGUAAUGGUAGUAGCAGUAGUGGCAGUGUAACUCAAAAUAAGGGUGUCUCAAAUAAUAAACCACCACAACCACAAUCAUCAUCUUCAUCACAACAAAAUAGAAAGCCAACAGAACAUACAAAUAUCUUAAGCUUAAAACCAACCAACAAUCCAAAUCAAAGAGGUCACAGACAACCAUUGUUACCACCACACCAACAAAAGCAACAACAACAACAACUAGCUCAAUUGGCAAUCUCAUCACCUCCAAUCACUGAUCCAAUUACUUCUGACAUCAGUAAAAAGAUUGAUUUGAUCGCUAAUAAAGCUUAUACCAGUGUUGAACAACUUGUUGGUUCAAUCUAUCCAUUAUGUCGUGAUCAACAUGGUUGCCGUUUCCUUCAAAAGAAAUUAGAAGAAAGUGAUCCACAAUUAACCGAAAUCAUUUUCAAGGAGGUUUGUGAUUACAUGUUAGAGUUAAUGACUGAUCCAUUUGGUAAUUACUUGUGCCAAAAACUUUUAGAGCAUUGUAAUGACCAACAACGUCUCACCAUCAUCGAAAAGGUUGGUACUGACAUCGUUCGCAUCUCUAUGAACAUGCAUGGUACAAGAGCAGUCCAAAAAAUGAUUGAAUACUUAACCACACCAGAGCAAAUAGAGCUUAUUAAGCGUUCACUCAAAGAUAGUGUUGUUCAAUUAAUUCAAGACUUAAAUGGUAACCAUGUCAUUCAAAAAUGCCUCAAUAAACUUUCACCACAAGACAAUCAAUUCAUCUAUGAUAGUGUUAGUAGUGAUGGUAAUUGUGUAGCUGUCGCCACUCAUCGUCAUGGUUGUUGUGUUUUACAACGUUGUAUCGAUCACGCUUCUGAAUCUCAAAAACUUCAAUUAAUUCAAGAGGUUAUCGCUAACAGUUUGGUAUUGGUCCAAGAUCCAUAUGGUAAUUAUGUUGUUCAAUACGUUUUAGAUCUUCCAUUCCAAGGCCUUGCCACUGAAAUGGCUAAACGUUUUGUUGGUCAUGUCCCAAUUUUAGCUACACAAAAAUUCUCUUCAAAUGUAGUUGAAAAAUGUCUUCAUGUCGCUGACGCUACAACUCGUGGUAAUUUAAUUCAAGAGGUUAUCGAUUAUGAUAAUUUAUUAUACUUAUUACAAGACCCAUAUGCAAAUUAUGUUAUUCAAACUUCUUUAUCAAUCUCUGAACCACAUCAACACACUAAAUUAGUUGAAGCUAUUCGUCCACAUUUACCAUUACUCAAAAAUACUCCAUAUGGUAAACGUAUUCAAAAUAAAAUUAUCAAAGAAGCAAGAGAAUCUUAUAAUUUCAAUUAA